AUGUACGACGAUUGUAUAUUCUUGUCAUUGCGAUUUCCACAGAAAUUAUGGCGUAUAGUGAACGAAUGUAAAAGUGGUGCCAUACGUUGGAGCUUGAACGGCAAUACGAUCCUCCUUGACUACAAGAAAUUUCAAGAACAGUAUCUUGACGCGGGCAAUUCUAUCUUCAAAACGAAAAACAUCACGAGUUUUAUCAGACAACUAAACCUAUACGGUUUUCGAAAGGUGACAUCCCAUAAUAGAGAUCCGAUCUGUAAUUCCCACAAUCCAGACGUUCACGAAUUCUUGCACGAAAACUUCCGUACCGGCAGGCCUGAUCUGUUGUCAAGAGUAUACAGGAAAACUGCCGGGAAAUUGAAACACUGUCAACGAAUUAAUGUAAAAAAUGCCGCGGAACAGAAUUUUUUAAACAAGAACUCUGAUCACGUGUCACGUUUACAUAUGUGCCGGUUGGCAUUAACGAAAGCCUUAGAACAAAUAUCGCGAGAAUACCAACAAACACAAAAUCAUGGAAUAAAAGAUGAAAAUACAUUAAAUUCUACAGAAAAAGUAUUUAGCCUUAAUUUAUAUACACCACAAAAUCAUGAACCUACCAUAGAUUGGAUUACAAAAAGUUCAGUAUCAAUUUCUACAAAAAAGGAUAACUCAAACAAUACACACCUUACUCCUAAUGUUUAUGUAAAGUGGACAAAUAUCUCUAAAAACAUUAGUUAA
Eufriesea mexicana is the source of this 714-nucleotide messenger RNA. RefSeq names its product heat shock factor protein 2. Lineage: Eukaryota; Metazoa; Arthropoda; Insecta; Hymenoptera; Apidae. The record is from RefSeq and is a predicted model, not a curated record. Gene Ontology annotation, molecular function: DNA-binding transcription factor activity; sequence-specific DNA binding. Bases 1 to 714 code for a protein of 237 amino acids. The transcript has 3 exons. Gene Ontology annotation, biological process: regulation of DNA-templated transcription.